This is a messenger RNA of Acipenser ruthenus (sterlet), 6290 nucleotides long. RefSeq names its product hyaluronan synthase 3-like. The record is from RefSeq and is a predicted model, not a curated record. The transcript is spliced from 4 exons. The coding region runs from base 109 to 1761 and encodes 550 amino acids. Gene Ontology annotation, biological process: hyaluronan biosynthetic process; extracellular matrix assembly. NCBI's taxonomy places the organism in Eukaryota, Metazoa, Chordata, Actinopteri, Acipenseriformes, Acipenseridae. Gene Ontology annotation, molecular function: hyaluronan synthase activity.
UCCCUCUCCCUCAGGAACUCCUUCAGUCAGAAAUCACAGCCACCCCAUCACACCUGAGAUACAGGGAAACGCAAAUGGACUAAAGCUCCCUUUUACAACAGAAGAACAAUGCCAUCGAGAUGCUCCACAGUGCUGAGGGUUAUUGGCACCACCAUCUUUGCCUUGGCUGUCUUGCUGGGAAUCCUGGCGGCCUACAUCACCGGCUACCAGUUCAUCCACACAGAGCAGCACUACCUCUCCUUCGGACUGUACGGGGCCAUCCUGGCCCUCCACCUCUUCUUCCAGAGCCUCUUUGCUUUCCUGGAGCACCGGCAGAUGAGGAAGGAGGCCAAGCAAGAGAUCCUGUGCAAGACGGUGGCGCUGUGCAUUGCUGCCUUCCAGGAAGACCCUGACUACUUGAAGAAAUGCCUGCAGUCCGUCAAGAGGAUCUCCUUCCCCAACCUCAAGGUGGUCAUGGUGGUGGAUGGAAACAACCCCGAUGACAUGUACAUGAUGGAGAUCUUUAACGAGGUCAUGGGAUCUGAGCUGACGGGCAACUGCGUGUGGAAGGGUAACUACCAUGUGGCCCCCGAGGGAGAGAAGGACUACACCCUGGAGGAGGGCUCCAGGCGGGUGACUGAGGUUGUGAGGAACUGCAGGUACUCCUGCAUCAUGCAGCAGUGGGGCGGAAAAAGGGAGGUCAUGUACACGGCCUUCAAAGUGCUUGGGGACUCAGUGGAUUAUAUGCAGGUGUGUGACUCAGACACUGUCCUGGAUCCUGCUUGUACCAUGGAACUGCUGAAAAUCAUUGAGCAGGAUCCCAAAGUGGGAGGAGCUGGAGGGGAUGUGCAGAUCCUGAACAAGUACGAUUCGUGGAUCUCCUUCCUGAGCAGCGUGCGCUACUGGAUGGCCUUCAACGUGGAGAGGGCCUGCCAGUCCUACUUCGGCUGCGUCCAGUGCAUCAGCGGGCCCCUGGGCAUGUACCGCAACUCCCUCCUGCAGCAGUUCCUUGAGGAUUGGUACAACCAGACUUUCCUGGGCAGCAAAUGCAGCUUUGGGGAUGACCGCCACCUCACCAACCGGGUCCUGAGCCUGGGCUACAAGACCAAAUUCACUGCCAGGUCCACGUGCCAGACCGAGACACCUACCAAGUACCUCCGGUGGCUCAACCAGCAGACACGCUGGAGCAAAUCCUACUUCCGCGAGUGGCUCUACAAUGCCCUGUGGUUCCACAAGCACAACCUGUGGAUGACCUACGAGUCCGUGGUGACCGGCUUCUUCCCCUUUUUCCUGAUCGCCACCGUAAUCCACCUCUUCUACCGGGGCCGCAUCUGGAACAUCCUACUCUUCUUUCUCACAGUGCAGCUGGUGGGCAUGAUCAAAGCCACCUACGCCUGCUUCCUCCGGGGGAACGUGGUCAUGAUCUUCAUGUCUCUUUACUCGCUCCUCUACAUGUCCAGCCUACUCCCGGCCAAGAUGUUCGCCAUAGCCACCAUCAACAAAGCCGGCUGGGGCACCUCCGGCCGGAAGAAGAUUGUGGUCAACUUCAUCGGCCUCAUCCCCGUCACGGUGUGGUUCGCCAUCCUGCUGGGAGGGAUCUCCUACACCAUCUACUGCGAGACUCAGGACCCUUUCAGUGAGACUGAGAUAGCCUUCCUGAUCACUGGAGCCAUCAUUUACGCCAGCUACUGGAUCAUACUCCUCAUCCUCUACCUGGCCAUUGUGGCCAAACGGUGCAGCAAGAGAGAGGAGCAGUACAACCUGGCGUACGCUGAGGCCUAAACACUCUGGUGCUACAUCUACAUCAACUCAGCAAUGCAGUAAACUAUUUUCAGUCUUAAAGCACAUAUUAGGGGUAAAAUCCCUGCCCCUAACUCACUUAAAGACCACAGCACUUACAUUGAGAGAAAAGCCACAUAGUUAUUGUAUGCUGCAAAGGUACUGAGUGGGGAAAACAGGUUCUAAAGUGUUCCCAAGUAGAUUUUCAGCAGUGCCAACUUAUUUCCUACCUAUAGCUAUUGGAUGCAAUAUAUUCAAUUAAGAAUGACAGAGGUAAUGAAGAACACAGAUCGCCAGGAGUAUUAAAGUGCUGGGCUCAUUUAUUGCUAAAUCUUAAUCAGGUACUAAAAUAGCUAAGAGGUCGACUUUAAUCCCUAUGUUGCCUUACAUUUAUUCAAAGCAAGGUGUCUUGCCUAUUUCUAAAAUGGUAUUUACAGUAUAUCCCCGAUAAGAGAAAUAUUUUGGAGGCACACUUACGAGUAAAUACAUCAGACUUACAUUUUUAGAUGCAUCUAAAGAUCACUAAGGCGUGGUGAAACUUAGCAUGGCUAUUUGUUAGCAGUAACGUUCAUUAGUCCCUAAGAGUACGAGAAUCUGUCAUGUUGACCAACUUAUUAAUGGAUUCUGGCUUGUGAUUGGUUGAGUUGAAGACUAUGAAAAACUCAAUAUCUUUGUAUGGAUACAAGAAACAUGUAUUUUACUUGAACAAAUACAGUUGGAACAAUCAUACAUUCCGUAGACAAAUGUCUAAACGCCAAGCAGACAAACAAUUCGGCUUGUUGUAAAUUUGACCACAGUCCAGUACAUACUUUUCCUGGUUCUAUUUUACUUCAAAAAUCCAAUUGAGGUUUUUUGUUUUUUUUACACAGCGAUUUUGUGUACCAGUUCAGUGAACUAUAAAGGCAACUCAAAAUAAUCACACAUAACUGUAACUACACAAUCUAUGCAUACAAAUGAAUUAAUGAAAUGUAAUAUAUACUUAAUAUUUUAUUAUGAAAUGAUCACUUUGAGUGCACAACAAAACCGUUGUCCAACAAAACUGUAACCCAUGCAAUGCCAGGGGGUGUUGCCGCACCCCUAGUUCCAGCACCCCUGUAUGUGUGUGUGUGUAUAUAUAUAUAUAUAUAUAUAAUGAAUAUAUAUACACACUCCAGACCUUCUCACUCCUCCGAUUCCUGCUUCCAAUCACCCUUUAUAUAGUGCAUGCGAUUGCACCCUGUUACAUGGUGUUUCACCUGGAGCGAUCGGCCGCUGUUGCUUGCAAUCGAUUGCAUGCAAUUGCGUGCAAUCAAUCGCACGGAAAUCGUAUAGUGAAUCAUGGCCUUAAGGCAGGGGUGUCAAACUCCAGUUCUCGAGGGCCGCAGGGUCUACUGGUUUUCAUUCCAACUUAAGCUGUCAAUUAACAUAAUUGAUCUAAUUAUUUGUUCAAUUUGACAUAUUUAAUAUUUUUCAAGGUCUUUUACAGUUGAUGGUUUUAAAAAUGCAAAGGUACACUACCGAUGAAACAUUUUGAGGCCUGAAGAGAAGUGUUAAAUGUGUCCAGUUAAUCAAAUAAUUAGACCAAUUAAGUAACUGAGAGCUUGGGUGGAACGAAAGCCAGAAGACACUGCGGCCCUCCAGGAACUGAGUUUGAGGUAUCUCAAUUGCCCAUGCAUUAAACAUUACCAGCCAUGGUCCCAGCACAGACUCACACUAGUGAAUCCUUUUAAUAAUAAGUCCAAUAUUGUAUUUAAAGAUUUCUUAGAAAGUAUGAUGUGUUUUUAAUGUUUUUGUACUCCUAUCAAUUUUUCUAUUUAUUUCUUUAAACAAAACUGCUGAUGUUUUAUAAUUUACAAGUACCUGUCAUUGAGCCUUUAUUAACAAAUUGAAAUGCAUUGAAAGCAAGACUUUUUAUGUUUGUUUAUUUAAUUUUGUAAUUUAAAUACUGUUUCUUUUUUUUAAAAAUGUUUCUUUAAGAGUUAUAACCAAAGAAAAUUAUUUCCAAGUGUUGAGAACCUAUACAAAAGUAGUGGUUUAAACAAUGUAGGGAUUGAUUUGUUUUUAGCCACACCGUCUGAAUUUGUUGCACAUCUUUAUUAAACUUCCAUUUAGGUCAAGGACAAGCAAGAUAUUUGCAAUGCCAAAAGUUGUGUGUGCUUUGUGAACCUGAAAGGGCAAUUUGAAUUUCACUGCUGAUGUGCACUGUGAGAAGUGUAAAGCAGUUUAAUGCACUGUGCAUUAGUCAGUCUGCUGAAUGAUGCUCAUAUGCUGCUAUUUGAAAGUCAAUGUGAUUAAGGUUACCAUUUGGCUACAGGUGCUCCUGGACAGUUUGGGUCAGUUACUGUUUUUUUUUUACUAGCAACCCAAUGCACUGAGGUACCUUUUUCAGGACUACACGUACCAGAGCAUUGCAGGCAAGUUAAAAAAAACAGGAACUGUCCAAAAUUGUCACAGUAACCAUGAGCCAUUAUGGUCACCUAAAUGUGAUAAAAAGGUCUUUAGAUGUGGAUUGCACUGUCCUGGGGUAGUUCUUUAGGGAUAAGGAUAGCUACGGAUGCUCUAAGCAGUUUUCACUUCAUCAAAUGAUGUAAGUAAUGGGGUUUAUUUUAAUGAUCUUAACAGUUCUAAAACACCUUACCUUCCAUUUUUUCAAUCCCAUACUCCUCGACUUACAAUAGAUAUUUCUAAAUUAAUCUGUCAUCUGUCCACUUGCUUUUUUUCCAGUAAGGAACCACUUUUUAUUUUCCCUAUAAAAUCUGUGAUAUUUGAAAGUGUAACAUGCACAUUCAAGACAUAUUUAUACAAUGGAUCUCAGUAUUCAAACAUUUGAUCCCAGUGAAAUACAUCCCAAAUGUUUUCGGUCCACGUUGAUAGAACAGGUCACCAGCUCAGUCUGCAAUCCUACAUGCACUUUAUUAAGUACUAAAUUUGUAAUGCAUGUCUUUCUAAUGCAUUACAAGACAUGGCCUUGACUUUAUACUGUAUACGUAGCAGUGCUUAUACUGAUGUAUUAGUGAGCUGUAAGAUCGUAGACAUUUCAAAAGGGAUAGCCACUGGCCUCCAAGGUCAUAUUACUUUAUAGCCUUGUUCAACUAGCAUGUGGUAAAGAGUUAUGGUUUUCGGCUGGUUUCACAGACCUCAAUCAGAACUAAUCGUGAAGUACUUUACCUACUUUAGUGCUAAUUGGGGUCUGUGAAACCAGAAAUGAGUGUCUUUGGGGGAAUCAAUUUUAAUGAUCUCAACAAAAAACCUAAAUACAGCUGACUUUAAACUCUAUUUUAACCCUGUGGUCGUUUCAAUAUAAAAUAAAUAAAUCCAAUAUAGUGGGAAGAGGUGUGCAUGUCGAGUAUUUAGAUUCAUUACAGUUUAGAUUAAUAAUAUAGACCCUUGUGUCUUUUUAGUUUGUAACCAAACAGCUACUUAUAUAUCUGGAUAAAUAUAUUUUUUUAUUUUGUAAAUGAUCAACGUAUAUGUACUUUACACACAUUAUUAUUGUUUUAAAUUGGGGCUUGGGGCAGCUUUGAUAGUAGCGCUUUAGAAAAUAGUUCAGUAGAAUGGACACUGAAAGCAUAAUUGCUGCUGAGUCAUCUUCUAGGUGCAGUAUUUCUUUUGUGUUAUUUUUUCAUUUUCUAUAGUAGAGCUAUACAUUUCCAAAGCACUGCCAACUGGAAAACUGCAGCUAGUGCAUUUCUGCAUGGCACUGGCCACUAUGGAUUAUUAGAUUAUGCUUACAUUUGAACCAACUACUGCCAUCUAGUGUUUGUAGAAAUAUUGUUUAUUUCAAUGCCAGCUUUGUGACUGGCACUGAUGACAAUCUGUUGGGUUGCUGAAAUGUCUCAGAGAGAAGGAUUUACUUGUUUAAAAUGCCAAACCCUUCCUUCCUUUCUUUUUUCUACAAGCAGUUAAAUCUUUUAGUUUCCUUAUACCAGUUUAAUAUCUUCCAGGACAUGUCAGGUUUUACCUUACAGAAUAAGCAGUUUUUUUUUGUUUUGUUUUUUAAACUAUCCCUUUACAUUUUCAUAAUGUUUACAAUCAUUCUUAAUAGUUAUUUUUGGAUAAGUCUGUGUUUAGGUGCUUUGACUAUUAGAUCAGGCACUGCUCUUGAGAUCUAGUCUCAGGUCAUAUACAUAUGUAAUGUCAGCUCGAUCAGCCAGUCUCAUACAGGGGUGGUCAACGUUGGCACUUCCAACCCUGUUCUAAAGUGUUUAAUUGAACCAAUUAAACCUCCACCCAGACCCUAAAUUAGUUAAUCAUCUAUAUCUAUCUAUCUAUCUAUAUAUAAAUAUAAUCACACUUGCCAGGCUACAGGGCCCUGUGGUGGCAAAGUUUCAUCUAUCCACAGUGAAUUGCUAUGAGGCCACCUGACUUUAACCACCCCUGUAUCUUAUCAUAUGUUACCACAGUUAAAAUAAAGAGAAGGGUUACAUUGCUUUCAAACUGGGUUUGAUUUUUUGAUUGGGGAAAAGACGUUACUACAACCCAGCAGUUACAUUUAAGCAACAGGUUUACAUAAGGAAAAAAAAAAUGAAAAAUAUUUUUCUAUUAUGUAUUUA